AUGGCAAGGCAAAUGGUAAUUGAAGGUAACUCAGACUUUCUGGAAGCUGUAGAUCGACACUCCACCAUUUCCUCCAUUACUUUUGAGGUCAAAUCUACUUGUGCGAGAAUUCUGGAGAAUGCACACCGCUUGCAAGAACUUAUGGUCAAUUAUCUAGAUGGAACAGCACGGUAUUAUCCGGAAAAGAAGAAAUCUGAAAUUUUGCGUUUGGAUACUCUUGCAGUUGCAGGAGGUUUCCAUCUCCGGUAUGUUAUGGAGUAUAUGCGAAUGCGCCUCCUUCGUGACUAUCCAAUUUUUUAUAACUUUAACGGGGAUUGA
This is a messenger RNA of Loa loa (African eye worm), 318 nucleotides long. RefSeq lists its product as hypothetical. The transcript has 3 exons. Bases 1 to 318 code for a protein of 105 amino acids. NCBI's taxonomy places the organism in Eukaryota, Metazoa, Nematoda, Chromadorea, Rhabditida, Onchocercidae. The record is from RefSeq and is a predicted model, not a curated record.